AUGGUUUCUCCUCUGUCGAGUCCGCUGCUUCUCCUGCUCGUGGCGAUCGCCGUGCAUUGCGCCGUCCAUGCAUCAGCCUCCGGUGCCAAUCCUACGGCCGGGUUCGUGAAGGUGGACCUGACCGACGGCAACUUCCAGGUCCUUGACACCGAUAAGCCCUUCAACACCGCCACCCACACCAACCCCCGCACCGAAGUCAGGCUCCAGGGGCACGACUACUCGUCGGGGGUGUGGCAGUUCCAGGGCUACGGCGGACAGGUUGUGGAGGAUAACAUCUAUGACCGAUGGUUCUGGCUCAACGUGGUGCAUGAUGUGGACAAAUCCACCGUGGCCGUGUACAUUGAUGGGGAGAAGAGGUUUGCAACCGAUGUGACCCCGAACCGGUCAUAG
Messenger RNA from Lolium perenne, 390 nucleotides. Lineage: Eukaryota; Viridiplantae; Streptophyta; Magnoliopsida; Poales; Poaceae. The record is from RefSeq and is a predicted model, not a curated record.